AUGGUUUUUUCAAAUGAAACUGAUAGUUGUAUAAAUACAGGUGAUACAACAUGGGUAUUAAUAUCAUCUAUAUUAGUAUUAUCAAUGAUGCCAGCUUUAGCUUUUUUUGAAGCUGGAUUAUUAAAAAGUAUCAAUACGGUCUCAUUAGUAACACAAAUCAUUGGUGGUGCAUCAAUCUUAUCAGUAAUGUGGCAUUUAAUUGGUUAUACAUUGGUAUUUGGACAUUCUUAUGGAGGUGUUAUUGGAGAUUUUAGUAAUAUCCUUAUGUUAGAUGUUCCAUAUACAAGUUGUUCACGACAUUCUCCAAAUAUUCCAGCUGCUUUAUUUGGUUUUUUUCAAAUGAUGUUUGCAGCAAUAUCACCAUUAUUAAUAACAGGAGCAUUUGCUGAAAGACUUCAAUAUAAAGCAUAUGUUUUAUUUAUUAUUGGUUGGGAAUUAUUUAUUUAUUAUCCAGUUGCACAUUGGAUUUGGGGUGAUGGAUGGUUAAAUAAAAUGUUUGAAGUACAAGAUUUUGCAGGUGGAUUAGUUAUUCAUACAACAUCAGGUGUAUCAGCAUUAAUAUGUGGAAUUGUUUUAGGACAAAGAAAAGAUUUUGAUAAAUAUAAUGGCGAAUUUCCUCCAUCAAAUUUACCAUUAGCAGCACUUGGAGGUGCACUUCUUUGGACAUCAUGGUUUGGUUUUAAUGCUGGAAGUGCAUUACAAAGUGGAUCAUUAGCUGUAUCAACUGUUGUUGCAACACAACGAGCAGCUACUACAAGUGGAGUUGUUUGGUUAAUUAUAUCAUGGAUAAGACAUAAACCAUCAGCAACAGCUGUUCUUAAUGGUGUUAUUGCUGGUUUAGCUGGUAUAACACCUGCUUCUGGUUAUAUUGAUCCACAAUAUGGUGCUGUUAUUGGAGUUAUUCUUGGUUUUUCUUCGUAUUUUAGUAUUUUAUUAAUUAAACAUAAAUUACGUAUUGAUGAUGCACUUGAUGUUUCAAGUGUUCAUGGUAUAACUGGUGUUAUUGGUUCAAUUGCAAUUGGAUUUUUUGGUGAAAAAGCUUUUAAUAAUGAUGGUCGUGAUGGAUUAUUUUUUGGUUCACAUAGUCCAUAUCUUCUUGGGAUUCAAACAAUGGCUGUUUGUGUUACUGGUUUAUGGUCAGCAAUAAUUACGAUUAUUUUAUUAAAAAUUAUUGAUAAAAUAGUUGGAUUAAAAAUUGAAUAUGAUGAAGAAAUUGGUUUAGAUCAUGAAGAACAUGGAGAACAAGCUUAUGAAUGGAAAAAUUCGAGUAUUAAUGAACAAUUAACUGAACAACAAAUCAAUUCGAUGGUACGUGGUUCAAUUUCUCAUCAUAUUCAAAAUGAACAGAGAAGACUUUCAGUUAUUGCAACUAGUUCACUAAAUCCAUCAUUAAAUAGACGAUCACAAGCGAAUAAUAUAGCAAAAUUAGAAGAAACUUUGUAA
This is a messenger RNA of Adineta steineri, 1443 nucleotides long. NCBI's taxonomy places the organism in Eukaryota, Metazoa, Rotifera, Eurotatoria, Adinetida, Adinetidae. The record is from the annotation of a GenBank genome assembly.